This is a messenger RNA of Erigeron canadensis, 1598 nucleotides long. Its product is annotated as EP1-like glycoprotein 3. The record is from RefSeq and is a predicted model, not a curated record. The transcript has a single exon. NCBI's taxonomy places the organism in Eukaryota, Viridiplantae, Streptophyta, Magnoliopsida, Asterales, Asteraceae. Bases 16 to 1428 code for a protein of 470 amino acids.
UUCAAUCCGUAAUAUAUGGAUAAAGCGCGCGUACUCAAAAUCUCACAAGUCACAACAUUAGAAAUGUCUUCUUUUACAAUAACACUCUCACUAAUAAUCUCCUUAUCCUUUCUUUCGCUAUUAUUCAACAUCUCCACAGCACAAGUUCCUGCCUCCGACACCUUUACCUAUGUCAACGAAGGUUCUUUAAGCCAAUUUGACCGAGAUACCGAACUACCUAACGUUGAAUACAGCGCAAGUUAUCGUAUACUUGAGCCAAUCACCGGCAUUUUCCGGCUAUGUUUCUACAACACUACCCCCAAUGCCUACACACUUGCUCUCCGCAUGGGCCUCAGCCGCCGAACCACAAGGCGAUGGGUCUGGGAAGCCAACCGAGGUCGCCCUGUUCGUGAAAAUGCCACCUUAUCCUUAGGUUCCAAUGGAAACCUGGUCCUGGCCGAAGCUGACGGCCAGGUUGUAUGGCAAACCAACACCGCCAACAAAGGCGUGGUUGGAUUUGCCAUACUAGAGGAUGGUAACGUGGUCCUUCGUGACUCGAAAGGAAGCUUUGUAUGGCAAAGCUUCGAUUCCCCAACUGACACCUUGUUAGUUGGCCAAUCUCUUCGAGUCAAUGAAGGUCCGUAUAAGCUCGUGAGCCGGGAUUCGGUUACUAACAAUGUUGAUGGUGUGUAUAGUCUCGUUAUCGAACCUAAAAGAUUUGGUUUGUUUUAUAAAGAAAUGCUUUAUUGGGCGGCCCCGUUCCCCUUCUUAAGGAGAACAAAUGUGAAUUUGACAGAAGCCAAGUUAAAUAUCGCUGAUGCCGAGUAUGAAGGAAACGAUUUUCACGUACUCGACUUUACUAUCACGAACGGUCGACCCAUUCAAACACCGUCUUUAAAUAUGGGGACCCUUCUAUGCAAUGUCACGCAAUCGUAUCUCCGACUCGGCAUCGAUGGGAACCUAAGACUCUUCACUUAUCGGCCCGUUUUGCGUUAUAAUGCAUGGUUCGAGUUGUACACUUUGUUUGAUAGAGACGUGAGUGAAGCCGAUUUGGUUAGCGGGUCUGGAACUGUUGUUGAAGACGAGUGCCAAUUACAUUAUCGUUGUGGGAAGUUUGGCCUUUGUGAAAACAGUCAAUGUGUUGGGUGCCCGACCCCAACUGGGGUGGUGGCGUGGAGCAAGGAGUGUGACUCAAAGCCACCUGGUUGUAAUCCGAGUGGGUUUAAGUACUAUGAGCUCAAAGGAGUUGACCAUUUCACAGUUAAGUACACAUCCGGAAGCGGCCGGACGUCUCAGAGUAGUUGCGAGAACAGAUGCACAAAGGAUUGCAAGUGCCUCGGGUAUUUCUAUAACACGGAUAGCCAGAGGUGUUGGGUUGUUAACGAGUUGGGAACAUUGACACGAGUCGGGAACUCGACUCACUUGGCCUACAUCAAAACACCCAUCUAGUCACUACUUUUGUUCACCGAUCGAGAUGAAGGUGUCAAUAUGUACCUUUGUGUAUUUUGAAGUUAUGUAAUGUAUUUUUAGCUUUUCAAUUAAUAAAACGUACUUUAAAAUUAAAGUAAUUUGUGUAUGUUGCAACAAAAGGAGAAAUAAAAAAAUGUACGAGUUAACAA